Vicia villosa (hairy vetch) is the source of this 1520-nucleotide messenger RNA. Its product is annotated as WAT1-related protein At1g68170-like. The record is from RefSeq and is a predicted model, not a curated record. Gene Ontology annotation, cellular component: plasma membrane. NCBI's taxonomy places the organism in Eukaryota, Viridiplantae, Streptophyta, Magnoliopsida, Fabales, Fabaceae. The transcript has 7 exons. Bases 170 to 1306 code for a protein of 378 amino acids. Gene Ontology annotation, molecular function: transmembrane transporter activity.
AUAUAUUUAAACAUCGAUGGGACAUCAAUUAAAGAUGGUUGGAAUAAGAACAUACUCCCAACUCAACAACUCAAUAUAAAUACGUUGUUGCUCAUAAACAUUUUCCACACCACCACCUUCUCUUAAAAACACAACUUGUUGCUAUAUCAUAAUACUAGUAAUAGUGAAGAUGGAGAGCAUGAGUAGUAUAUGGCAGGGGUUGAAACCAGAUGUGCUAAUGGUGUUUGUACAAAUAUCAAUAGCUGCUGUGAAUAUAAUAUACAAACUUGCAAUAAAUGAUGGAAUGAGCAUGAGAGUUGCCACUGCUUAUCGUCUCAUCAUUGCAGCAGCUUUCACUAUCCCAAUUGCUCUUAUCUUUGAUAGGAAGAAGAGACCAAAGAUUACUUGGAGUGUGCUUUCUAAGUCAUUUCUAUGUGGAUUGUUUGGGGGAAGUUUGUAUCUAAAUCUUUACCUCGAGGCUCUGGCUUUGACAUCGGCAACGUUUAUGUUGGCCAUCGUCAACCUAAUUCCAGCCAUUACCUUCAUGAUGGCUGUAUGCUUGAGAAUGGAUAAAUUAAAUUUGAGGGUGAUAGAAGGAAAGGCAAAGGUGAUAGGAACAGUAAUGGGAAUAAGUGGAGCAAUGUUGAUGCUUUUUUUCAAAGGUGCAGAGAUUCAUAUUUGGUCUUCCAAUAUCAACCUUUUGCAUCCACAUCACAACCAAAAUGAACAAAUGGCAUCUCACCAUGCCGACCUUCGUAAAAAAUUGUUGGGUGUUUCAAUUGCACUGCUAAGCAGUUGCUCUUUCUCUAUGUGGUUUAUCAUUCAGGCUAAGUUGAAUGAGGAAUACCCUUGUCAUCACUCAAGUGCAGCUUUAAUGUCUACAAUGGGAGCCAUUCAAGGAACUAUUAUUGCUUUUUGUGUAGACAGGGAUUUGAAUCAAUGGAAACUAGGAAACACCCUCAGGAUUCUUACCGUUGUUUAUCCGGGAAUUGUGGUGUCUGGAUUAGCAGUUAUCAUGAUUGCGUGGUGCAUAAAGAUGAGAGGACCUCUAUUUGCAUCUAUUUUCAAUCCUUUACAACUCUUACUCGUAGUUAUAGCUGCUUAUUUGAUGUUGGAUGAGAAAUUAUUUUUGGGAAGCAUGCUUGGAGCAAUGAUGAUUGUUUGCGGACUCUACGCCGUACUUUGGGGACAAAGCAAAGAAAUGAAAAAGAAAACGAAGAUAUUAAUAGAGCCACUAGAAAUCACAAGAAAAACCGAGAAUGUUGAGCUUGUUGUUAUUACCGUGCCGGUUCACAAUGAUAAAGUUAUCCAAAACUACAAAAAUUAAGUCAUUACUAAAUAAAAAGUUGAUAAAUGAUCAAUCAAAAAUCAAAAAUUUUAAUGACUUAAUUCUUAUAGCUUUGGAUAAUUUUAUUAGUGCGAACUCACUUAAUAGGAUAAAUAUUAAGUUUGGAUGUUAUUGUUGUUAAUAAUGAUCAAUGAUUGUUUAUAUUAAAGAUUAUGAUUUUAAAGGGAAAAGAAAAUGAAAACCCCUUCCGUCA